UCGUGGGACCACAGCCCUCCGCGUUCUUGUCAUCUAGAAUCAGCAUCAUGAAGCUCCAAAUUCUCCUUCUGGCUGCUUGUGUAUGCAUCGCUUCGGCGGGCAUUCCAAAGAAGUUGCUCAAGAAAUAUGCGAUGAAGAAGAUUAUGGAGAGCUGUUUCGGCGAGCAGCUGAUGGCCGACAUCAAGGCCGAGGUGGAGGCGGCCUGCGACAAGUGCGCCGGCCAGCAGGGGCCCGAGAUGCCGCAGCUGCGUGGUCAGAUGGCGGCCAUGCUGGCCGGCUCCGAGUACACCUCCCGGCCGGCCAGCUACGCGCACAGCGUCCAGUAUGUGCCCGUCCCCGUCCAGUUCCGGCCGGUAUCCUACCAGCGUCGCUGGAGGCGCAGCGCAGAUGGCCACAUCACCGCCGACAAACUGGAGCAGAUGAGGGCCAAGAUCGCCUCCCUCGUCGGCAACAUGACCUGCGUGCUGCAGGAGCUCAAGUUCCUCGACUCUGACAAGCAGGUGGAUUUCCCGUCGAUGAAGCGCAGGAUCAUGGACCUGCCCCUGCCGAAGGAGAUGACGGACGACCUGUGCGACGGUUUGGACAAGUGCCGCGACUUUGCCUCCUGCAUCCCCAGCUCCAUCUUCGAGAAGUCUCCCAUUAUGGCCGGCUUCGGCAAGCAGAUGGCCUUCUUCAAGUGCUUCGAGAUGGUGAAGGUGGAAUCGUGCAUGAAGCAGGACUUCCGCGACGAUUACUUCCCGGCGCUGUUGCGGAGCGGCCUGAACCUGGACUCGGAGGAGAGCUUCCAGACCAUCAUCACCUCCGCCCUGCUGGAGGAGCACAGUGAGAUGAUGUGAGCGAGGACACAGGACAGCAGCAGCAGAGUUGGAUCGGCAGACAGCGGGAGGGGCAUUGGAGAACACUGGUGUGAAACAGGGAAAAUUCCCAUUUUUCAUGAUAAACCUGUUGCUAAUGCUACCUGAGGUUCGUUAAAGGGCAUUGUUGCGCUAAUGACACGACUUGGUCUCCAGAAAUACAUGAAUUAUCUGAAA
Molecule: messenger RNA, 1031 nt
Organism: Amphibalanus amphitrite
Lineage: Eukaryota; Metazoa; Arthropoda; Thecostraca; Balanomorpha; Balanidae
Exons: 5
Coding region: 48-836 (262 amino acids)
Source: RefSeq, a predicted model, not a curated record